Molecule: messenger RNA, 1515 nt
Organism: Colletotrichum gloeosporioides
Lineage: Eukaryota; Fungi; Ascomycota; Sordariomycetes; Glomerellales; Glomerellaceae
Product: putative transporter C11D3.18C
Exons: 4
Coding region: 1-1515 (504 amino acids)
Biological process (GO): transmembrane transport
Cellular component (GO): membrane
Molecular function (GO): transmembrane transporter activity
Source: RefSeq, a predicted model, not a curated record
AUGAGCCGUGCGUUACCUCAUGAUAAAGGGGAUAAUGACCCUGAGCAUCUCGAAAUUGUACAGAAUGAUGUCGCCCAACAGCACCAGACCCACUAUCGCCCCGUGGACGACGAGGAGAAAAGAAUCGACAGAAGGGUCAACCUCAAACUUGAUUUGAUCGUCGUCAGUCUUUUGGCGGUUGAAUUCAUUUUCUGUGGCAUCGACAAAACCAACAUUGGCUUCGUGGCGACCAGCUCGUUUAUCAAAGAUGCGAACCUUUCCCCUGACGAUAUCCCAAACUCCUUAUCACUUUUCUCUGCUACGUACGUGCCACUUCAGCCAUUCAUGGUGAUUCUGGCACGCCGCGUUGGCGUCAAGUACUUUUUGGGACUUCAGCUCAUCGCAUGGGGUGGACUCUGCAUGUGCCACGCCGCCAUCAAAAGCAGUGGUACGCUUAUUGCCCUUCGACUUCUAAUCGGUGCUGCCGAGUCUGGAUUCACUCAGAUCGGUAUGUUUUAUAUGUCCACGUUGUAUCCCAAGUAUGAUGUCGGCUUCCGAGUCGGGAUGUUCACGGGGAUGUACUCCGUCGCGGGGGCAUUCGCUGGAGUCUUGGCAUACGGACUUCUGAAAAUUAGCUCACCCACCAUACACGGAUGGCAAGUGGUCUUCCUAUUUGAAGGCGCUAUAACGGUUUUCCUUGGUAUCUUGACCUUCUUUAUUCUGCCCAAGAACCUUUCAACCGCCUGGCUUCUCACGACCGAGGAGCGUGCUCACGCUAUACGCCGGAUGGAGAUUGAUUUAGCGGGAACUCAGGAGGAGGGCGAUAUCGGGAGCACCGCCGUUGUCAAGCGCGAUUUCAUUGACGUCGCAAAAGAUUGGAAGAAGCUUCUCGUUGUGGUUUGCAAUAUCACAACUGUCCUUCCAGUAACGGCUUUUACGACAUUUCUGCCACUGAUAGUUCAGGGCAUGGGAUACUCUGGCAUUCAGGCAACUCUAAUGAGUGUUCCCCCGUUUGUAGUUGGUACUGUCGGCCUUCUUGUCAUCGUUUGGCUGAGCGACCAUUUGAAGGAACGCUCUAUGCAUACUGUCGGCGGCAUGUGUCUGGGUAUCAUCGGUUGCAUCGUCAUGGCUACUUCGACCAACACCCAGCUUCGAUACGGUUUCGCUCAUGUUUGCAUGGCAGGCGUUUUUGUUGGCGGUCCCCUGCUAGCAGUAUGGCUAGCAGGAAACACGCCAUGGAAGGGCACUAGAAGCGUCAUGAUGGGGAUCAAUGGAUGGUCCAACAUUGCCGGCGUUAUCGCAGGACAGGUUUUUAAAAGCAAGUAUGCGCCAAGAUACGAGGUACCUCUGAUCAUAACUAUGGUCAUUAUGGCUUGCGGCAUUUGCGGUUUGGUGUUCCUCAAAUACGCGUACAAAAUGGAGAACAGAAAGCGCGCAAUUGAGAUUGGAACGUGGGAUGAAACUCAGUUUGCAGCUGAAGCCAGAUCUGAGAUACGGAGAGGGGACCAAAGACGCACAUUCAUGUAUGGAACAUAG